Molecule: messenger RNA, 7417 nt
Organism: Caenorhabditis auriculariae
Lineage: Eukaryota; Metazoa; Nematoda; Chromadorea; Rhabditida; Rhabditidae
Source: the annotation of a GenBank genome assembly
AUGCGAUUGGGUGAACCCGUCGCCCGACAGAACUUCGAACUCGAGCUUUAUCUCAUCCUGGCAGCCACAGCGCUGUUGGCGACUUUUUGGAGAAAGUUUGUCGUUUUUGAACUUUUUUGUGAUUUUUAAAGUUUCGACAGACUUUUUCGAGUUGUGUUCAAUGGAGAAACGAAAAAUGUAUUGAAAAUCUUCAAAAUUAUAGAUAUUUUGUGUUUAAAAACAGUUUUGGAGCAUUUUUAAACAUGUUCCGGUUUUUUUCUAAUGAAAACGCUGUCGAAAUUCCUUGCUGAGAGUAAAAAAAACAUUAAAAAAAGCUCGAAGAUGUUUUAUUUUGGGUCAUUGAAGACCUCUGCGCGUUAGACCAAGAAUUUUUGAACCUUUUUUCUUUUUUUAAAGUUUUCUAAUGGUAAAAUUCACAGGGAAAAUAUGUUUUUAGUGAUUAUUUUGAUGCUAAAAUUGAGCAAAAAUCAAUGAAACUCAUGAAAAAAAGAGCUUUCUCGUUUUUUUUAGAAGAGAUUUCGUUUAGUGGUUUUUUUAAAUUCACUUAAUUCGUUUAGUUAUUUUGAUUUUUAAUUCAAUUUUUUUAUAGUUUCAAUUUAUUUUUCACUACCAGUUACCAGUUACCAGUCAGUGUGUAAAACUAAAAAAAUUUGAGGUUUUUUUAUUUUAAAUCUUCGAAAAAUUGUGUCCAAAACCCUUUUUCCUAUUCACCCGAAUCACGGGAUUUCAUUAAAAAUCACUUUAUUUCUAAUCUUUCAUUUUUGAAAGUUCUUCUGGUCUUUAAAAGCCCUAGACAAAAUUCUGUUAAUAUUCCGGCCCGUGGAAUAGUCCAAACGUGUGGGAAACUACCGUGAUUCGUGGGAAAAUUGGGAUUUUUGCAAAAUUUUGGUCAUUUCCCCACGACUUUUUUUCGAUUUUAUCGCUUUUUUGGAAUUUCUAAUCGUUUUAGAGUACUUCCAAUCAAUUUUUGGGGUUCAAAGUUUUGUGGAAGGCGAAAAUUGGCUGCAAUCUUUCUUCCGAUCAUUUUUUUUCGUCUUUUCUGUUCCCGUGUCUUGUCGAUCAAUCAAUUAGGUUCAAAGUUUUCCGGUUGUAGAGGAAGAUAAAUUUCGUUUUUUUCUUAACUCUGGUGUGACUGGGAAAGUUUUUAGGGGCCACUUUAGGGUUUUGACGGUCUAGUGGUCACUAUAGUGGUAAAUUUAGUGGCCGCUUAAGAGACUAAAAGUUAGUAGCUUCUUUAGGAGUCCUAGUGUAGUACUAGACCAUUGAAAACUGCUUUCAUGGUCACUAAGAAGCAAAUUAGUGGCUACUUAAGGGAUUAAAAGCUAGUGGCCACCAUAGUAGUCAAACCAGUGGCCACUUAAGGGGUUAACAGUGGCCACUUUAGUGUCCUCUGCAAGCAGCCCUUGAGGGAUUACUUAAGGGACCACUAGAGUUUUUUUCCAAGACUCUAAAAAAACUUUCAUGACUUUUUUUGUAUGAUUCGAUUAGGAAUUUUUAUUUUUUUAUAAUUUUUUUGGAUUGGUUUCUGGUUUCUGAGGGUUAUAAAAAAAUACUAAAAAGUAGGAUUUUAAAAAAAUUUUUGAAAAAAACAAAUCUUAAUACUUAAUUUUCAAUUUUCAAAAAAAUUUUUAAUUUUUCAGCUCUUGGAUCUUAUAGAAAAAAAGGUUUAUAUUGCAAAAAAAUGAUGGUUUUCAUUAAAAAAAUAUUGUUUUUUUGGUUUGGAAGCACAGUUUUUCUGAUGAAAAGAAGUAAUUUUUUUAAAAAGAUGAGAUUUUUUUCAAGGACUUGGGACCUUAAAAAAAGUGGAUUUUUUUCAAGAAAUUAGGAUUUUAUUAUCAAAAAUUUUUAAUCGAUUGCUACAUCAAAAUUAAAGUUUCAAAUUGAUAAUUUAUCACUUUAUCUUUAUAUUUUCGAUGCUAGAAAUUUUUUUCAUUUUCAUUUUUGCUCGUUUUUCAAUCAUUUUUUUGUUUCAGAUUUCAGAAUUCCUAUCUGUAAAAAUUUGCAGGAUACGUCGGCUGUUCCGACGCCAGAGAAGGGGCCUUGACGGCGUGGCCCACGACGAGAGAACCGACAGUUCCGUAGACGAAGAAGGAGACGAAGCGUCGCCAAGACGCCUCCAGCAAUCGCCGACGUCUUCCCGACGCCGAAGCAACUUUGGCGGCUCGUCCGCGCCCUCCAUCCCCGCCAUGGAACAUCUACAAGCUCGUCAGUAACAUGUGGACCUUGGAAAUUAGGAAAAUAGUCUUUUUAUGAAGGGAAACGGGGCAAUUUUAAACGGGAAUAGGGCAUUUUUUUUUGGUAUUUAACAUCAAGUGGACAGAUUUUGCUACUAGAUAAUUAAUUUUUGUACAAAAUGGAACUUAAUUUCAUUUUUUCUGUAGUUGAAUGCUUUUUUUCGGAGUUUUCAAGAAGUUUAUUAAGCAGUAUAAGUUUUAAGUAACUGAUCGACCGCUUUUAUUUCUGUCAGGUACAUCUACAAGCCCGUCAGUAUCAUGGGGACCGGGGAAAUUGGGAAAAAUAUUCAUCCUACGAACAGAAAUAAGGCUAUUUUGUGUGUAAAUAACGUUAAAAAAAGACAAUUUUUUUCAACUAAAUAUUGAAUCUUCGUUCAAAAAAAUGGUACUGAACUUCAUUUUCGCUUUUCUUAAAUUGGUUGUUUGGGGUUUUUGAAAAAGUUAUUUUUUUAUUUCUAUGUUAAUAACUUUAAAAGGACGACUUUACAGCUGAAACUUGAGAUUUUUGUAUUUUUGGUUGGGAAGUUCGAAAAGAAUGAACUUUUUUUGAACAUCUACAAGCUCUUCAAUAGAUUUGGAAGCUUGAAAUUAAUAAAAUUUCAGUUUUUUUAUUUCUAAACUCGGUUUUGAAUGGUCUGAUUUUGAGCUUAACACUGAAUUCUCAUAUUUUUCAAUUUAAAAAUGGUUAUCAUUCCAUUUUUCAUUUGAUAUAAGAUAGUAAAGGUUGUCAAAAUGUAUUGAACGAUCCUAAAUUGGUCGAGAACAUGUACAGCAUUUUCAGUAGUUUUUGAAGCUUCGAAAGUGAUACAGCUUAUCUUUUAACUUAGUGUGGUUCUAUAGGUAUGAAGUUUUUUUCUUCAUUUUUUUAUCUGUUUUUGAAUCAUAGAAUUUUUCAGCAACCACGAAUCGCUUCGAUCCAGACAUGGAACUUGAAGGAUUCGUCGAUGAUAUUAAUGGUUAUUUUUGUCAUUUUUCAUGGAUUUCAUGUCAAUUUUGAUUCAAUUUACAUUUUUUUAUUUCGUUUAUUACUCACCAGAAAGCUCUUUUUUAUAUAAUAUUGAUAAUUUUUCGAAUUUCAACUCAUCCAGGCUCAAAAAUAAGCCUUUUCCCUGUCGAAAAAGACUUUUACAGUCGAGUUUUUGAUCGAGUUUUUGGAAUUUUCAGCUAAAAAAUUUUUUUGCUUGAUUUUUAUGGAUCUUUAGGAAUCUUAGAGUGGUCUCUAUAGGGGUUAGGCAAAAAACAGCCGCUCGACUGGCCGAAAAAUGGCCCCUUUAGGGGUUUUCAUUUUCAUUCAAAAAGGCUUAUUUAUUCAGUUUUUCCCCAUAGAAAUACUUCUUCGCUUAAAGUUCAUAAUAAUUAUCGACAAAAAUUUUCCCUAUAGGGACCACUUUUGCAAGCUUUAGUGGCCCCUAUAGGGGUCGAUAAAGUGGUCCCUAGAGGGGAGCCUACAAUGGCCCUUAAGAUUGCCCCUAUAGGGGCCACUCUGAAGUUCCUAAGAUUAAUUAAUCUAGGACAGUUUGUAUCUUUGAAAUUUCAAAAAAUAUAUAUUUCAGACACCUCAACGACGGCCCCCGAAUGGUACGACGGGCCUCGCGAUGAAACGACUUUGCCCGCGAUUAUCGCUUCCAUUUACAGUGAUAAUACUGAGGAAGCGUCAGUUUUACAGAAUUUUUGAACUGGUUUUUGAGAAAAAAGUGCUUGAAAUUUUGAUAAAAAUUGAAGGAAAGAUGGAUUAUCAGCUGUAGAUUUUGAUAAUUUGACGAAAAUCGUUGAAAAUUACAGAAAAAGCGCUUUUUUGGCUGAUUUUUCGGUGUAAAGUUGAAGCGAAAAUGGAUUUUCAGCUCUUGAUUUUCAUGGAAGACGAACUGAAAAUGAUAUUUCAACAGUAAAUCGUCGAAAAACGACCGAAAGAGCUCUCAAUUUAACGGAUUUUUGCUAGAAAAUUGAAGGAAAGAUGGAUUUUUAGCUCUAGAUUUCGAUGGAAAGUUAAAAAAUAGGGAUAUUUUUGCGAAAAAUGACCGAAAGUAAGCUUUUUUGACUGAUUUUUUGAAAAAAGUGCUCGGAAAUUUGGUAAAUUUGAAGAAGAGGCUGGAUUUUGAAGAGAAAUGAAAGAAUUGAAAGAAAAUUUGUGUAAAAAGUCACCGAAAAGGGCUUUUUUUGUGAAAAAAAUUGCUACAAUAUGGAUUUUUUUACUGUAGAUUUUGAUCGCAAACGAAAGGAUUUCAAUAUUUUUUUACGGAAAAACGGCCGAAAAAUACGCUUUCUUGAAAUAAUUUUUCAUGAGAAAAAAAGCUCGAAAAAUUUUAUAAAAAAAUUCAAUAAAAAAAUGGAUUUUUCACCUCUAAUUUUUUUGAUUAAAACUUGAAUUAUUAUGAUAGUUUUGCAAAAAAAUACCUAAAUGUGCAAUAUUUAACAUUUUCCCAUGAAUCACCAUGAUUUCCCACACGUUUGAACUAUUCUACGGGCCGAAUUAUUCAUAGAAGUUGGUCUAGAACUUUUAAUGACCAGAAGGACUUUCAAAAAUGAAAGAUUAUGUACAAAUUGAUGGUAAUGAUGAUGAAUUUGGCGGUUCUCGUGGAUCAGAAAUGGGUUUUUCUAUAUAUUUUUGAAGAAUAAUCGAAAUUUUUCUUCAUGGUUUAUAGAUUAAUUUUUGGGAAAAAUACUUCGAAAAUAAAGAUAAAUAGGUAAAUUGAUAGUUGGGGACUUUUUAGAAUACGUAUUAUAAAAAAAUUACGUCCAGAUUUUAAAAAAAUGUUUUUCUUUUUUUCAGAUGCUUUUCUAGGCUUAUAAUAAGGGGAUAAUUGAGAAAUUUUCAAGAAGAUUUUGGAAAAAAAUAAAGAAAAUCAUGGUCAAGAUUUGAACAAGAAUAAACUAUUUUUCAGAGUUUUUUUGCGAAUAAAAAAAGGGCUAAAAAGGAUGAUAAUUGAGACAUUUUAAAGAGGUUUUCGGAGAAAAUGAACAGAAAAUCAUGAUCACAAAAUUUGAAAAAAAAAAGACUAAUUUUUAGAGAUUAUGCUAAGGAAAUAGGCAAAUAAACCGAGAAUCUAGAUCAGGACUUUUUUUUGAAAAUAAUUCAUUUUCAGAGACUUUGCUCUGAAGCAAACCUUGUCGAUACUGGAAACGAUGGAGCCGAAAAGCCAUUUUCCGGUUUUCGUCGACGCCCUCCAAGCGAUUGGAAAUCUUCUGCCGCCGAUCAUUAAAGAUCCCGAUAUUGGUCGGUUUUUGAAUGGAAAUAGUCGAAAAAUCGAAUAAUUUUUGAUAUUAAAACUUGGUGAUUUUUUUCUCGUUUUUUUAGGUUUAUGGAAAUGAAAAUGAGCUUUUUUUCCGGAAUUAUCUUUAAUCAUUAUGAAAAAAAUUAUUGAAUAAUCUUUUUCGGUUUCGUUUUGAGAAUUUUUUUCAGCCCGAAUACUGUAGUGGAUAUAAUAUCGGGAAAGUAUCUCGAUUUGUUAAAAAAAUUUUUUUCGAAUUAUUGUUUUUUUAGGUUUUUUUCUAAAUUUAUGAAGUAUUUUUUUGGAUUUUUUUAAAGCUUUUUUUAAAGUUUUUUUGCAAGAAUUAGAUCUUUUUCAAAGCUUUUUUUGUCGAUUUUUUUCAGUUUGAAAAAAAUUGAAAAAUUUGUAAUUUAAAAGAAGAUUUCAAGGUAUUUUUUUUGCUUUGAAAACCGUUACAGCUCAAUUUCCAUGCAAAAAGACAGGGAUUUUCAGCUAAAAAAAUUGGUAAAUCAAAAAAAGAACUGUCUUUUACUGCCAAAAAAAGGGGGGGGAGGACUUGGCAAAAAAAUACGAUUUUUUUAAAUAGAAUUUUUUUACUUUUUCCGUUAAAAAAAGGGAGUUGAAAAUUUGUUAUUUAAAUAAUAUUUUAGUGUUUUUUUCUGCUUUGAAAAACCGUUCCAGUUCAAUUUUCGUGCAAAAGACGGGAUUUUUUUCAGCUAAAAAUCGAAAAAAACCAAAAAAAGUGAAUUGACUUUUUACUGCCAAAAAAAGGGGGGGGUGGGCUUGACAAAAAAACACGAGAAAAUUGGGGGGAGGGUAUUUUGGCAAAAAAACUGUGAAAAAAAUUUUUUUUAGGGUGCGUGCUGGACGGCGCUAGCCCGAAAUAUUUGAAAAUAGCCAACUUUUCCAGCUUGAAAGUUAACUUGUUCAGGAGUCCCCUGGAGCGGCAUUCUGGACCUCGUUCGGGAGGACCCGUCGACUGCGGGCGUCCGUUUGAGCCCGAAUAUGGCCCAGAUCCUCCUCGACGGCCUCCCGUCCCUCUUCGAGCUCGUCACCAACAACGAGCCUCUGAAUCGGUCCUUUCUUUGUCCCUUUUUUAUUACUCGGAACUCCGGACGUUUCUGAGGGAUAACUUAAGAGUGCUGACGCCACUAAAGUGGUCACUAGGGCUCAGAAACAUCCGGGGGAAGGUAUCCAAAUUUUUUUCGUGUGAAAAAAAGCUCAAGAGUAAUUUUAGAAGUAGGGGAAAAGCAUUAUUUUUAAGAAUAACGGGAAAAAAAAAUUAUAUAGAGAGUCUAGAAAAAUUGAUUUUCAGUGAAGAUUCUGUUGCCAAAAAUAAAAAUAGGAAGCAGAAUUUUUUAAGGCAAAACUAGAUUUUUUGGAUUUUUCCUUUCGAGUCAUUUUUUAGGGGUUUCAAAAUAUUUCUGUACUUUUUUUUGUGUUAAAAAAAUGGUUUUUUUCCAGAAAAAAAGGGAAGCAUUUUUUGUUCUGAUCAGUUAGUUUAGUUGAUGAAAAAUGUCAUAGAGUUGGUAGAUUUGGAAAAAAAAAAGUGAUAAAAAUCCAUCUUUCGGCUCAUACCAUACGGAUCCCUUCCCGGGAUGAAACCUACUCCCCCAAAAAAAUUGGGCUCAUUCCAGUACAUUUUAAAAUUUUUUUCGCGCCCAAAUGCCUGGGGUGGGAUCCAGCUGAUGAAUUAUUUGUUUACCUUGUAAAAAAAUUCUCAUAUGGAACAUUUUGUUAUAAAUUUAUAGCCAUUCGAAUCGUUUUUUUGUGACAUUUUUCCAUUUUUUCCAUUUUUUCCAGAUUUCGCGACGUUCUCUCCUUGUUCAUCUCGAUCAGCAUCUGCACCGAAUCUUACGGAAACGUGAGGAUUUUUUUUUUGAAAUUUUUCGGGUUUCUACUGUCAAAUUUUGAAUGUGAAUUCGGUUCGGGGGGAUUUUUCAGGGUCUUGCCGGUUUUUCUUUGGCUUUUUAG